Messenger RNA from Thermothielavioides terrestris NRRL 8126, 573 nucleotides. RefSeq lists its product as uncharacterized. The record is from RefSeq and is a predicted model, not a curated record. NCBI's taxonomy places the organism in Eukaryota, Fungi, Ascomycota, Sordariomycetes, Sordariales, Chaetomiaceae. The transcript is spliced from 2 exons. Gene Ontology annotation, molecular function: oxidoreductase activity. Bases 298 to 486 code for a protein of 62 amino acids.
CGGAAUUUGGCUGCUUCCCGUCCUCAGUGAGGUGACAAUGCCGCAACUGCCUACCUAAUGUGGAAGGCCCCUGAACUUUCGCUCCGCCCACUUCGCCUCCUUUUCUGCAGUGGCUUGCAUACGAAAUACGGAGACAUCAGGCCACCAGCAUACGGAGUAAACUGCCUACCUUAUAUACCAACCCGUAUCACCCUCCCUUGCCAGUGAUCUAUCUUUCCCCGGUUCCUCUCAUCUCCGAGAGACGGUCUGUGAGGAGUCAUAUCAGAGGCAGAUCUGGGCAGACUCUUCCACGCAACAAUGCCGCACCAUGUCGUGGUCAUCGGCGCCGGUGUCAUAGGCCUGAGCUGCGCUAUCCUUCUCCAGCAAGCCGGCUACACCGUGACCAUUGUCGCCCGGGACUUCCCCGCGCCCUUUGAGACCAUGGACCCUUCGACCAAGAUCAACUACACCUCGCCGUGGGGCGGAGCCCGUAUGUUUCUCAUCUAACUAAUUAUCCCUCACACCCAACCCUCCCAAUAUCCUCGCCACACCCCCCCUUGCCCAACCCGACCUUUCCUGACAAAACCUGUCUAG